GAACGGCAUGCUCGGGGGGUACGAAAGGAAAAUAAUAAUAUUAUUUUCUUCGUGUGUGUGGUCGAGUGCCGUGCUGCAGGAUACAAUUACUAAGUCGGUGUGACGACAUCAUCAGCAGAUCGACAUGCAGAACGACGCCGGAGAGUUCGUGGACCUGUACGUCCCGCGCAAGUGCUCCGCGAGCAACAGGAUCAUCUGGGCGAAGGACCACGCUUCCAUCCAGAUCAACAUUGCAGAGGUUGACAAGACAACUGGCAGGUUCAAUGGUCAGUUCAAGACGUACGCCAUCUGCGGGGCCAUCCGAAGAAUGGGUGAGGCAGAUGACUCCCUGCUGCGGCUGGCCAAGAACGACAACAUUGUGUCCAAGAACCUGUAAAUCUGAAGAUGACUGGAGUUAGG
Scleropages formosus (Asian bonytongue) is the source of this 399-nucleotide messenger RNA. Its product is annotated as 40S ribosomal protein S21. Gene Ontology annotation, cellular component: ribosome. The record is from RefSeq and is a predicted model, not a curated record. The transcript has 6 exons. NCBI's taxonomy places the organism in Eukaryota, Metazoa, Chordata, Actinopteri, Osteoglossiformes, Osteoglossidae. Gene Ontology annotation, biological process: translation. The coding region runs from base 125 to 376 and encodes 83 amino acids. Gene Ontology annotation, molecular function: structural constituent of ribosome.